Molecule: messenger RNA, 5404 nt
Organism: Capsicum annuum
Lineage: Eukaryota; Viridiplantae; Streptophyta; Magnoliopsida; Solanales; Solanaceae
Product: toMV resistant protein Tm-2 netted virescent-like
Exons: 3
Coding region: 3328-4278 (316 amino acids)
Biological process (GO): defense response to other organism
Molecular function (GO): ADP binding
Source: RefSeq, a predicted model, not a curated record
CCUUUUCUCUCAAUUCUCUCUCUCUCUCUCUCUCUCUCUCUCUAUUUCUUUGUUCUUUUGAGACUGUAUCCUCGAGUUGACUCCUGGACAAUCAACUCGAUCCUCGAAUCCUUGUGAUUCCUGCAAUCGAGUAACAUUGGUAUCAAAACUUGACUAUCCUUGGCAUCGAGUAACGAAAACCCUAAUGCAGAAAUUGGGGAUUUGCGUAAAAUGAUACAAAAUCUGAUAACAGAGGUGGGACAUCUAGCUGGGAAGGUCUCAUCCUUGGAGAAGUUAGAUCACACAGUGAUGGAAUUAAGGAAGCAACUAGCUGGUGAUAAUCAAAGAAACACUGUUCCAUUGAGAAAUGAAGGAGAUUCUGAUCAAGGUGAGAGGGUCGAAUUGCAUAGGGAAAGAGAAGGGAGUCCUGGCAAUUUCAGUAACUCUCAAUUUCAUAAUAGUCCUAAAUUCCAUCAUUCAAGAUUCAAUCGAUGGUCAAGAAUAGAAUUCUUGAAAUUCAAUGGUGAUGAUUUGAGAUCCUGGUUGUUUAAGAUUGAACGGUUCUUUUCUAUGAAAAAUGUAGCAGCUGAAGAAAAAGUGACAAUUGCUUCUAAGCAGUUGGAAAGGAAAACCAUCCAAUGACAUGUAUCUUUUAUGAGAUAUAAACAGUAUUUGCAGACAAUCGGUUGGAAGGAGUAUGUUGGAGCUUUGGUUGAAAGGUUUGGCACUGACUUUGAUGAUCCUAUGGAGGAAAUUAAAAAGAUCAGACAGAUGGGAAGCGUAAGAGAGUAUCAAGCAGCUUUUGAGAGAAGUUUGACAAGGGUAAAUCUUUCAGAAGAGAAUGUUAUCAGCUAUUAUAUUGGGGGUUUAAAACCUGAGUUAAACAUAGCUGUGAAGAUCACUAAUCCUUCCUCACUUUCCCAAGUGUACAAAAAUGCAAGAAUGCAAGAAGCAUAUCAAAAUGCUAUGACACAACCAGCAAUUGUGCAGUCUCAGAUGAAUGCAAGGAGGAUUGCAGAUCAGAGAAAUAGCAACAACAAUCUUUUUUUCCUACACCUAGUAACUAUAAUUCCAAUUUUUCUAAGGGAAUGAACAGAAGGACCUUGAGCAUAGAAGAGCUAAAUGAAAAAAAGGCAAAGGGAUUGUUGCUACUUCUACAAUGAGACGUAUAUACCUGGCCAUAAAUGCAGAACCUCCAAGCAAUUAUAUUUGUUGGAAAUAGAUGAAACGAAAGAAAUGGAGACAUUAGUUGAAGAACACAAUAGAGAAGUACAAGAGGAACAUGUUGAUCCACUGGAAUUGGUACAACCUGUAGAACACAUGGAGAUUUCUAUGCAUGCCUUGAAUGGAUCUUUAGGAUUUAGAACCUUGAAGGUGAUUGGUUAUCACUCUAAAAUGGGAUUGCAUAUACUAAUUGAUACUGGGAGCUCUCACAACUUUAUAGAUCCUGAACUAGUUAGAAAAUUGGGAUGUGAAGUAAGAUGUAUUAAUCCUGAGGUAGUGGCUGCUGCAAAUGGAAGUAUGAAAGUGGAUCAAAUGACUACUAUCACUUGGUUGUUGCAAGGUGCUGAAUUCUGUGCGGAUUUCUUAUUGUUACCUUUGGGAUAUUGUGGAGUUGUAUUUAGAUUUCAAUGGUUGUUGACUCUAGGUGAUAUCAAGUUGAAUUUUAGAAACUUAACAAUGGAAUUCUGGCACAAAGGGAGAAAACAUCUACUUAGAGGGUCCGACAGUCAAGUGUUAACUCCUAGCGCUGGAAAAUUGGCAAAGCAAACAGGAAUACAAUCUCAAUUGUGUAUAAUUCAGGUGAUCCCUCAAGGAAGUGAUGAAGUAAAGUGGCAUCCAUCAAAAUCUGAUAAUGAUCAGAAGGAAGAUCCUACAAUAUUAGAGGCUGAUCCUUCAUCUCAUAAACAAUUUACUUGGAUGCAAGGCCAAUUGAGAAGGAAAGGAAAAUUGGUAAUUGGUAAGGUACAGAAUUUGAGGACUGAUAUCAUUACUCUUUGGCCUUCUGGACCUCAUGGAGGUUAUUUGGGGUUAGAAGCUACUCUCAAGAGGUUGUUCACACUAUUCUAUUGGAAGAACAUGAGAACUGAGGUGAAGGAAUUCAUCCAAAAUGUGAUGAUGUAUUCCAGAAAAAUAAGUGAGAUCUUGCUUCUUACCCUGGUCUAUUACAACUCCUGCCUAUCCCUGAAAUUGUAUGGUCUCAAAUUAGCAUGGACUUCAUUGAUGGUCUGCCUAAAUCUCAUGGUUAUGAGGUCAUGUUAGUAGUGGUUAACAGAUUGAGCAAAUAUGGCCACUUCCUUCCCCUAAAACAUCCUUAUACAGCUCAAUCAGUUGCUCACGUGUUUCUUGACAAUAUUGUGAAAUUACAUGGUUUUCUGAUGCCAUUACAAGUGAUAGAGAUGUUGUAUUUCUUAGCUCUUUUUGGCAAGAGCUCCUUAGUCUUCAGGGUGUGCUAUUGCAUACUUCCACAGCCUAUCACCCUCAAUUUGAUGGACAAACUGAGGUGCUUAACAGAUGUCUCGAGACCUACUUAAGAUGCUACUGCAGUGAUGAUGCUUCUAAUUGGUUUUCCUGCUUAACUAUGGUCGAGUAUUGGUACAAUACUUGUUUUCAUUCUGCUAUUCAGAUUACUCCUUAUGAGGCUUUAUACGGGCGACCUCCUCCCCUAUAUGUUCCUUAUCUACCAGGUGAAUCAUCUUCUACUGAGGUGGACACUACAUUACUUAAUAGAGAGCUUAAGUUACAACUCUUGAAGCACCAUUUACUCAGGGCUUAAUUAAGAAUGAAGCAACAGUGUGCUACAGAACAGUUAGUUGAUUUGUUAGCUGUAACUGUCAGUUAGUUAGAAUAGUUGAUCAACUUCUAUUUUCUAUUAAUAGGGCAUAUAAUCAUUCAGUUACAAUCAUGAUAUGAAAUAAACCCAAUUCCUUUUCUCUCAAUUCUCUCUCUCUCUCUCUCUCUGUAUUUCUUCGUUCUUUUGAGAUUGUAUCCUCGAGUUGACUCCUGGGCAAUCAACUCGAUCCUCGAAUCCUUGUGAUUCCUGCAAUCGAGUAACAUUCCAAUUGUUCGUAUGCCCGGCCUUGGCAAAACAACACAUGCAAGAAAGCUUUAUAAUGAUUCAAAUAUUACUUUUGAAUUUGUGAGUUGCAUUUGGGUCAAUGUCUCUCAAUCAUAUAAUAAAACGGAAGUUUUGCUCAGUAUUCUUAAACAUUUGAAGUACCAACUUGACAUGAAUAAGAGUGAUGAGCAAAUAAUUGACGAAAUUCGCACCUGCUUGGGGAAUGGAUAAUUGACGAAAUUCGCACCUGAUUGGGGAAUGGAGGGAGGUGUUUAAUCGUAUUGGACGAUAUGUGGAACGCGGUCAUCGUAGAUUUUAUAACAUGUGUUUUCCCUGACAACAACAAAGGCCAUAAAAUCAUGAUGGCCAGUCGGUUUGUAGAGGUGACUUCUUAUUUCAAUCGUGAUUAUUAUAAGCUAUCCUUUCUAACUGACGAAGACAGUUGGUUCUUGCUCAAACUGAAGGUUUUCAGGAAAAAAUGUUGCCCACCUGAGCUUGCAGAAAUAGGACGUAACAUAGCUAAAAAAUGUAAUGGGCUACCACUUGCAGUAGUGGUAAUUGCGGGAGCUCUCUUAGGUCGCACAACAAGAAGGGAAUGGCAGCUUGUUGAUGAAAACAUGGGAGAAUAUCUUAUAAAUAGAGAUGUUCCAGACAGCUGCUUCAGGCUUAUAAAAAUGAGUUACGAUCUUUUGUCUUAUUACCAACAGGCGUGUUUCCUGUAUUGUGCUAGCUUUCCUCAAGGUUUUGAUAUUCCUGGUUGGAAAUUGAUCCAUUUGUCGAUCGCAGAAGGUUUCAUACCAAUUCAGAAUCAUUUAACCCUGGAGGAACAAGCAGAAGAAUGUCUGAACGAGCUUACUAAGAAGAACUUACUGAUGGUAAUGGAGGAGUCAUUAGAUGGACAGAUCAAGACAUGUCGUGAGUUUUGCAAGAAGGAAGCAAUCGAGGAAGACAUUUUCUGGGCGAUUAAAAAUGCACCUGAUGAGGAGUCUUUGGUGACGAAAGAUUCAGGCACAUAUCGACGCCUUUGCAUUGAUUCUUCCACUUUGAGUAAUUUCCUCAAGGAACUUCGUAAGGAACCGCCUAUGCAGAAUGUCAAGUCUUUCUUAUGUUUUAGCUCAAAUCCAAUUGACAACCAAACUCCAGACAUGAUUAAAUCCUUGCACAAGGGUUUUCCCCUGAUUAAAGUACUCGAUGUUGAACCCCUAAGAUCUCUCUUCUCGAAGGAUUUUUAUCAGUUGUAGCAUUUGAAAUACAUUUCUCUCUCAGGAGAAUUCAAGUCGCUUCCACUAAUGUUUGUCAAGUUCUGGAACUUAGAAACUCUUAUCGUCCAUACUACCUAUCCAGAUAGUACUUUCGAGGUGAAAGUGGAUAUUUGGAGUAUGAUGCGUUUGAGGCAUCUGCACGUUAACGCCCCUACUAAACUGCCUCCUCCUAGUGCUUCAAUAAGCAAGGAGCGGGAGUGCAACAUACAAACACUCUCCGUGAUUGCUCCACAAAGUUGCACCAGUGAAGUGUUCACCAGGGCUCGUAAUCUCAGGAAGUUAGCUAUUCGAGGUCAAGUAUUUUCACUUUCCGAUAACAUUGCUAGUAGAUUGAGCGAACUUGCUAUGUUAAAGCGGUUGGAAAAGUUGAAGUUAGUGAAUGAUGAUCAAGAUGACAGUCGAGUUAUAACUCUUCCUGUGAUGGUAUUUAUGCUUCCCAAUACCCUGAGGAAGUUGACCUUGUCUAAUACCCGAUUGAAUUGGCGGGAUAUGACCAAAUUGGGGCCGCUCGAGUCUCUUGAAGUCCUUAAGUUGAGGGAGAAUGCUUUCAAUGGGGAGUUCUGGGAGCCAGAAAUUGGCAGCUUCGCUAGACUACAAGUAUUGUGGAUUGAGAAGACAGACUUGCAAGCUUCACGUCACAACUUCCCCCGCCUUAAGCGGCUUGUUCUUAUAUUUUGUGAGCACCUUGAAGAAGUUCCACAAGGCCUGGCUGACAUACCCAAUCUCCAAGAGAUGUGACUGGAAUGUACGUACAAAGCAGUCAAGUCAGCAAGGAUUAUGGCCAAGAAGAAGCUGGAAGACCGUGCUAGCUCUAGCGCCUCCGGGUUCAGACUCUCAAUAUUUCCUCCCCACUUUGAUGCUGAUGAUUCUAGUUAAAACAACAGGUAGAUGUCUUUACACUUCACUUUGGUGUGAGCUAAUGUCCUCUUUGACAUGGUGUGCCAAGAAACUGGUUUUUAUUCUUUCCAAAUAAAGUCUCUAAAUGGUUUUGGAGACAUUGUGUGUUGUUUAUUAUGACAUGUUUUGGAGACAUUGUCCAUGCAAUCUGUAAUUAGCUAGGAUUGAAGUUUACUACUUUGAGUAUUCUGUUUGUAUCCUUUCUCCA